Molecule: messenger RNA, 3428 nt
Organism: Ricinus communis (castor bean)
Lineage: Eukaryota; Viridiplantae; Streptophyta; Magnoliopsida; Malpighiales; Euphorbiaceae
Product: phospholipase D delta
Exons: 11
Coding region: 578-3148 (856 amino acids)
Biological process (GO): phospholipid catabolic process; phosphatidylcholine metabolic process
Cellular component (GO): plasma membrane
Molecular function (GO): calcium ion binding; D-type glycerophospholipase activity
Source: RefSeq, a predicted model, not a curated record
UUUUUUUGUUUACCAUUGGUCUGGCAGAAAUUUCCCGCCUUUUUCGGUUCAGACUCUCCCUCUUUCUCUCUCCUCUUUCAUGGAGGUGGUGGUGAAUGGUGAUGCUGCUUCAUCAAGAAAAAGAAGGAAAACAGAAGCAAAAAAAGAAACAAGAAAAAAAAGAAAAGAAGCAGUGGGUGGUGUCAUCAUAUCAUUUUUAUCUCCUAGUUUAUUAUAUCCAUCCUCUGAUCCUACCGUCUCUUCUUCUUUUUUGCUUUCCUCAGGAAGAGACGAUUCUUGGAUCAGUUUAUGGGGAGUGUGACCUCUGAUUGAUAAAUUUGGAAUUCCAUAUCCUGUCUUGCCUGAAUUACUGGUUAUGAAUAUAGGACCUUCUGUUGAGGAAUGAAGUCCUCGAGCUUUGACUUGUAGAUCCAACUUUGCAAGUUAAAUUUGUAUAACUGAAUCAAUCUUUACAUGUUUGUCUAUUUACUGGUACUUCAAAAUCUGAUGUUUGGUUCUAAUUGAUGAACCAUGGAGCUUGUUGAAGCAUGAAUUAGAUGAGAAGAGAAUUUGAUAUAUGCACCGUUAACAAGUCAUAAUGGAUAGAGCCAAUGAUCGUCCUCGCAAGUCUCAAUCUAAUGGGGUCGCAGCUUCUAACGAACCUACUACUUUGCAUGGUGAAUUAGAUGUGUGGAUUAUAGAAGCUAAAUCUCUACCAAAUAUGGAUUUACCAGCAGAACAUAUGAGAAGAUGUUUUACUGUGUUUGGAUCUUGCACAAACCCUUGCGGAAAGAGACAUAUCAAGCAUUCAGGCAGAAAUAAAAUGAUCACAAGUGACCCUUAUGUAUCUGUUUGCCUUGCAGGGGCAACAGUAGCUCAAACUAGAGUAAUCACCAACUGUGAGAACCCAUUAUGGGACGAGCAUUUCUGUGUGCCAGUUGCUCACCCGGUUGUAAAAGUGGAGUUCCAUGUCAAGGAUAAUGACGUUCUUGGAGCUGAACUAAUUGGAGUAGUAGACAUAGCUGUAGAAAAGAUCAUCUCAGGAAAUAUAGUUAAUGAUUGGUUUCCUAUCAUUGGCCAUUUUGGGAAUUGCUUGAAACCUUAUCCUGAGCUACAUAUUUCGAUUCAGUUCAAGUCAGUUGGUGAGAACUCUUUAUAUAAAGAUGGGGUUGGUGCUGGACCAGAUUAUGCAGGAGUUCCAAAUACACACUUUCCGCUUCGUAAAGGAGGGAAUUUGACUUUUUAUCAAGAUGCUCAUGUACCUGAUGCUAUGCUACCUGAGAUUUUACUGGAUGGUGGAAACGUUUUCCAGCAUAGUAGAUGUUGGGAAGAUAUGUGCCAUGCCAUCUUGGAAGCUCAUCACCUCAUAUAUAUUAUUGGGUGGUCAAUAUUUCAUCCUGUCAAGCUUGUGAGGGAGCCAACAAAGCCAUUACCUUCUGGAGGAGAGCUUUCCUUAGGGGAGUUGCUGAAAUACAAGUCACAGGAAGGCGUCCGUGUGGUUAUGCUGAUAUGGGAUGACAAAACUUCACAUGACAAAUUUUAUUUGAAAACGGAAGGCGUAAUGCAGACCCAUGAUGAAAAAACUAGAAAGUUUUUCAAACACUCUAGUGUCCAUUGUGUGCUUGCUCCUCGUUAUGCUAGCAAUAAGCUUAGCAUUUUCAAGCAACAGGUUGUAGGAACCCUUUUUACGCAUCAUCAGAAGUGUGUGCUUCUUGACACUCAAGCUUCUGGAAAUAAUCGGAAAAUUACUGCUUUCAUUGGUGGCCUUGACCUAUGUGAUGGAAGAUAUGACACUCCUGAGCACAGGCUUUUUACUGAUCUUGACACGGUCUUUAAAAAUGAUUUUCAUAAUCCUUCAUUUUCAUCUAAUGCCAAAAGCCCAAGACAACCAUGGCAUGAUUUGCACUGCAAAAUUGAGGGUCCAGCAGCAUAUGAUGUAUUGACAAAUUUUGAACAAAGAUGGAGGAAAGCAACAAAAUGGCGUGACUUCAGGCUCAAAAAGGUUACUCACUGGAAUGAUGAUUCAUUGAUAAGGCUAGAUCGUAUUUCAUGGAUACUCACUCCUUCUCCUGGUGUUAACGGUGACCAAGUUGUGCGCGUCACUGAUGAAAAAGAUCCUGAGAAUUGGCAUGUGCAAAUAUUCCGGUCAAUUGACUCGGGAUCUGUGAAGGGUUUUCCAAAGGCUAUUGAAGAAGCUGUGGCUCAGAAUCUUGUGUGUGGGAAGAACCUGAAAGUAGAUAAGAGCAUUCAUACAGCAUACAUAAAAGCAAUAAGAUCAGCACAACAUUUCAUAUACAUAGAGAAUCAAUAUUUUCUUGGAUCUUCUUACUACUGGCCGUCAUACAAAAAUGCAGGUGCGGAUAACUUAAUCCCAAUGGAGAUAGCCUUGAAAAUUGCCAGUAAAAUCAAUGCAAAUGAGCAUUUUUCAGUAUAUAUAGUAAUACCAAUGUGGCCAGAGGGUGUCCCCACUAGUUCUUCAGUGCAGGAAAUUUUGUUUUGGCAGGGGCAAACAAUGGCCAUGAUGUACAAAAUUAUUGGUAAGGCCCUUGAAGAAGCAGGCCUUUCCGAUAUGUAUCAUCCACAGGACUAUUUAAACUUCUAUUGCCUUGGCAAACAUGAAGCUUCAUGUCCACUAAAUCCUUCCCAUAUGAAUCAACAAACUGAAAAUCGUUCAUUGGCAGCAGCCCAAAAGAACCGCAGAUUUAUGAUUUAUGUCCAUUCCAAAGGGAUGAUAGUUGAUGAUGAGUAUGUAAUCAUAGGAUCAGCAAACAUUAACCAGAGAUCCUUAGAUGGUUCAAGGGACACAGAAAUUGCGAUGGGCUCUUACCAACCAACUUACACUUGGAAAGAAAAAAAUUCUCAUCCACGUGGCCAGGUUUAUGGUUAUCGCAUGUCUCUCUGGGCAGAGCACCUGGGCGUCCUGGAAGGGGAAUUCCGGGAACCAGAGUCUUUAACGUGCAUGAAGCGUGUGAACAAGACUGCAAGACGAAACUGGAAAGCCUAUGUGGCUGAGGAGAACAAGGAAAUGAGAGGGCACUUGAUGCAAUACCCAGUUCAUGUCAGCAGAGAUGGGAAAGUGAGUGCUUUGCCAGGGCAUGAAACAUUUCCUGAUGUUGGUGGAAAAGUUCUUGGAGCACCAACUACUCUUCCUGAUGCUCUAACCACAUAAUAUUCUAGAUUUUUACAGGUCUGAACUGCAGUUAAGUAUACAUGUAAAUGAGUUUAUACACCAGAAAUAGAAGGGGAAAAGAAAUUACACGAAACUUCUGAUGUGCAAAGCCAAUAAUUUUGAGCCCCAUUUUUCUUUUUUUGAGAUGCAAGUAACAUUAUUGAAAAAUGCAGUGUUAUUGAGAAGUUCUAAAAUUUUCUGACUGAUUUCAAACAGUUAUUGAGAAAAUGUUGAAUGUCAAUGAAAACAAGCAGGAAUGUGGAUUGAAAACGAGAACUAA